AUGGUUACAUUCACUUCUCUCUUUGCUGCCGCGGCAGCUGUUGCCGGUGUCCUUGCCGCGCCGAGUAUUGAGGUCGCAGAGAGGGCUCCCAGUGUCCUCAUGGAGCGUUCAGGCACUCCCAGCUCCCAAGGAAUGCACGACGGUUUCUUCUACUCGUGGUGGACGGACGGCGGCGCUUCUGCCGUCUACGAAAACCUCCCCGGCGGAACAUACACGGUGAGCUGGAAAGACGGUGGGAAUCUCGUCGGAGGAAAGGGCUACAAGCCCGGAACGCCCAGAAAUAUCACCUACUGCGGCGAAUACAAUUACGAGGGCAACAGCUACCUCGCCGUCUAUGGCUGGACCACGGACCCCCUGAUCGAGUACUACAUCGUGGAGAACUUCGGAACGUACAACCCCUCCUCGGGAGCGACGAAGAAGGGCACCGUCGAGGCGGACGGCGACAUUUACGACAUCUACGUGAGCCUCCGGACCGACAAGCCUUCCAUCCAGGGCACGGCGACCUUUCAGCAGUACUGGUCGGUCCGCCGCACGAAGCGCACCGGCGGGAACGUCAACACCCAGAUUCACUUCGAUGCGUGGGCGGAUGCGGGGAUGAAACUGGGCUCGAAUUUCGACUACCAGAUCGUGGCUACCGAGGGCUACUUUAGCAGUGGAUCUUCCACCAUCACCGUCUUUUGA
Messenger RNA from Drepanopeziza brunnea f. sp. 'multigermtubi' MB_m1, 681 nucleotides. RefSeq lists its product as uncharacterized. Gene Ontology annotation, biological process: xylan catabolic process. NCBI's taxonomy places the organism in Eukaryota, Fungi, Ascomycota, Leotiomycetes, Helotiales, Drepanopezizaceae. The record is from RefSeq and is a predicted model, not a curated record. Gene Ontology annotation, molecular function: hydrolase activity, hydrolyzing O-glycosyl compounds.